Messenger RNA from Colias croceus (clouded yellow), 5306 nucleotides. RefSeq names its product lateral signaling target protein 2 homolog. Bases 29 to 3250 code for a protein of 1073 amino acids. The transcript has 14 exons. Gene Ontology annotation, cellular component: early endosome membrane. Gene Ontology annotation, molecular function: metal ion binding. The record is from RefSeq and is a predicted model, not a curated record. Lineage: Eukaryota; Metazoa; Arthropoda; Insecta; Lepidoptera; Pieridae.
GCCAGUUUUGUGGACAUCGCCGAGGGAUAUGGACGUGAAGGAGGCGCUUUUUGUUUAUCUCCUGUGCAAGAGCAUACGGAAAAGGGACGACCGUUCACUGCUAGCGCAAUUCUUCUUCGCUGACGAUGCCCUAAACAUGAUAGCUGCUGAGCUGGACUCGUUCGACGGCCGCAAGGACCCCGACAGGUGCUCCACUCUCGUCAAUCAGCUGCGGCAUGCACAGGAUCGUGUGCUAAACAUCACAAGCCAAAUCAUGGACCAAGUGCUGGGCGACGAGCGGGUGGCGCGCGGCUUCCGCGUCAAGUUCCCGGAGGACGUGCUGCAGGACAAUCUCGCUGGGCAGCUGUGGUUCGGUGCUGAGUGCCUAGCCGCGGGCUCGUCAAUACUGAACCGCGAAGAGGAAUCAGCGGCGAUGCGCCCGCUAGCCAAAGCGCUCACGCGCAGCCUCGAGACGGUGCGAUCGUUGCUCCGGGAACAGUGCCUCAGGCCGCGGAGACUCGCGCUACAGGACCACGACGAUAUGCUGCACGAGAGCUUGAGGAUAUUCGAUAGAUUGUUCGCUGAAUUCGAGCUAUGCUACGUGAGCGCGAUGGUCAACGUAAAAACACCGCACGAGUUUGAAGCUCAACAACUCAUUUGUGUGCUUUUCUCUGAGAGCUUGAGAAGAGCUUUGAAACACAACUUGCUUACGCAGGAACAGGUGGAUUCGUACGAUCCGGCGUUGAUGUUCGCAGUGCCUCGUCUAGCGAUAGUCAGCGGCUUGCUCAUAUACUCUAGUGGCCCGCUGUCUAUCGAUAAACCGCCUGAGGAGAUGUCGGACAUGUUCCGCCCGUUCCGCACGCUGCUGCACAAGAUCCGCUCGCUGCUGUGGACGCUGGAGCGGCGUGAAUUGGCAGCACUGGAGCGUUUGCUGUGCACUAACGGGGACCUGGCCGCGUUAUCCGGCCUCGACCUGCCGCCCGUGGAAGACUCAUCAGCCGAUUCGUGUUACCCGGACAUCGGUGAAUUUGUGUCGAAAUUCUACGCGGACCACGCUCAUUGUAAAGAGUUGUAUACGCAGAAUUCCAACGAACCGACGAUAACAGACGCUGACUACUUGCCAGACAAUAUAGAAGUGAUGACACCAAUCAUAGAUGGACUCAGGCGUCUCAACGAGGACAUGGACGACGUGUCCGAACACGACGACAGAGACAAACACACAGACACGACAAGCACAGACACGUUCCAAACGAACGAGAGUAUGGACAGAAGCAGGAAAAUCAGUAGAGCCGAAACUGACCUGUCCUCACUGAGGAAUCUAUCCACCAACGGCCUUAUGAUGUUCGACCCGCUUGUCAUAAACGCAGUCGCAGCGUCCACGUCAAACGAAACGCCCAGACAAAUACCGGACCAAGAACUAGUCACGUCGCUAAACGAACAAGUCACGGAAAUUGCUGAUAGACUCUCCUCUAUAGUUAGCGAUGUAGACAUUCUGGACCAAAUGCAUUCGUAUUCUACCAACGAUGUGCCCACUUUGACUGAGAACUCGGAAACAUACUUCCCUGGACCCAGGAACGAGCAAUUGAGUUGCAUGCCCUCUACUAGUCACGGAUAUUUGAUUCCCAACGCAAUAAGCCAAGAACCAGUAGUAUUAGCCUCGUUGUCGCAUAACAAUUCCGCCGUUUUCAACCAAGACGACGACAACGAAAUAGGAAACAAUGAUCUCCCACUCAUCAUACCCGACAAUAUAGACGCAGAAAUUGUAAAUAGUAAUAUCUCCCUAGCUAACGUUAAUCUAAGUUCCCUGUUACUCACUAACGAAGAGUUUAGACAAAUUAUAGAUAUCGAUAACCGAAGUGAAGAUAACACGAGCUUUCAUUCCGCCAAAAUGGACAACGAUGAGCGCGUUAAAUUCAUGUUAGGUUACGAUAGCGAUCACGAGUCGCCCGUCGAUUCUGGGGUUAGCACAGAAAACACAAGCUUAGAUAGAUCUCCCGAUACAGACCAGAAUAAAAUAAAAGACAACCAUUUCAUGGAACAAAACAGGGUAUUAAACACGGAAGUCGAUAAAGACGCGAAAAACAAUCUAGAGAGUUCUUUCGAUAUAUCCGGCGAGGUGACUGUAAAUAUUAAUUAUAAGGAGCAGGAUAAUCAGAAGAACGAGGCUGGAUCAUCACAAAUAGUUAUAGAUAGGCUCCAAGGGGAGAGUUCCAAUGAGAGUAAUGCGCAAGAAGAAUUUAGGACAAUAGAGGAAGUUAUAACCGAAUUGAGAAGGCAAAGACUGUCCGAUAUAAAUUUAACGCCGGUAGAAGAGAGAACAGAGACGCCGAAUUCGUCACAAAGCAGUGUUAGAAAGAAACGAAAGAGUGGGGGCAAAAGUAAGAAGAAAAAAUGGUCGCCCAGUAUGGUCAUAUUGGAUAAUAGGACGACGCAAUCGCAGAGUAGCCCGCUCAGAUUGAAUUUGGACCAUUUUGUUGAGGAGAGCGGAACCUCGUGUGGCACGUCCGAGUGUGCGGACGACGAGCAAAUCGCGUUAGCGCUACAGGCUCAAGAACUAGCCGCUAGACAUCAGGCUAGAGCGAAAUUCAAAUCGAGCGAAGACCUCAUCCACCGUCUGUUCGUCUGCAUAGCGGGCGUAGCGGACCAGUUGCAGACGAACUUCGCAGCAGACCUUCGCAACAUUCUGAAGGCUGUGUUCCUCAUGAACCAGACUAGUGAUACUCCGAAAGAAGAGGAGGAAGCACCUCCAGCUAUAGAGUACCAGCCAACAGAGGAUCAGGUUAUACAGAAUGGCAGUUCAUUCGACAGCGUAUAUUCAGCGGAGGAAGUGUAUGCGGACAGUAAUUCGGACACUCCCUCAGAGAACAGUCACGUAGCGAGAAGGAAUACGGUCAAUUCUGCGACCAUUGAAGAAACGACACAGAAUGAGGGUAGACGGAAAUCUAUGGAGAAUAACGGGAACCUACAAGCCUCUGUGUCCACUGGUGAUCUCACUUUGAGCGGGCGGUCCCGCAGCCCGGCGGGCGCGCCCGUGGAGCGGCUGCCCGAGUGGGUGCCCGACAUCGCGGCGCCGGCCUGCAUGCGCUGCGCCGCCAGCUUCACCGCCUUCCGCCGCCGACACCACUGCCGCAACUGCGGCAAAGUGUUCUGCGCGUCGUGCAGUUCGAAUUCAAUCCCGUUGCCACGCUACGGGCAAAUGAAGCCCGUACGAGUCUGCGAGGAGUGCUUCCAGUGUAUAGCGCGCACUUGCAGGCGGCAUACGUAUCGGUAACUGUGUGAAAAUAAACUAAAUUAGCAAGAAAAAAACAAUAAAUGUAAUAAAAAAAAAAUGUGGGUAAACGCGAAAAUUUUUGUAAAAGUGGGUACUUUUGAAUUUUUUGUAAAAGACGUGAUUGGAACUGUAUUUUUGUCUCUUUUAUUCGCUAUUGUGUUUCAGUUUCCAUUUUCAUAAUAGAAGUUGUUUUAAAAGACUCGAGCUAAACAUGUUUUGGAUUUUCAUUCGUAAAUUAUGAAAAGAGAUGGGUGAUAUUGUUUUUAGUUUCAACGUUAUAUAGUAAAAUUGAAAAAAUUUUUUACUCGAAAAAUAAUUUUAAAGCGUGAACUAAGCAAUAUUUUGACAUUUUCACUCUUUAAUGUUGAAAAAGAAAGUGUUUAGUUAAAAAAUAUAUAAAAGAAAAUCCGCAGAAAAAAAAUCUUUGACAGAUGAAAAUAACUUUCAGAAACUAAAAACUUAAGAUUUUCACAUAACAAUAAUAAAUACCUAAGACGAAUUAAUAUUGAUCAUUUCGAAAAAUAUGUUUAUUUUGACGCAUAGUAAAAAUCAUCACCACGAUUUAUGUAAAAAAGGGAAAAGACGAUUUCAAUGUAUGAUAUUAUCAAAUAAUUUCCGUGCAAUCUUUUUUAUUAGAUAACUUAAUUUUUCAUUUUCAUAAUUUCUUCCAUAGUUUCUGUUUCUGUUCUUUUGAUCUUAUAAAUAUUGUCUUCAUUUUCAUAUUGCACGGAUUUACUUUCAUUGUAUAAAAUAUCGAGUGACUUUCUUCAGAAUAUGACGGACAAUACUCACUUCGGGUGAAUGUUAAAAAAUGUAAUAAAUGGAUAUUAUUUUAUAUUUUGUAAAUUUAACAAAGAGAAUAAUAAGAAAAUAAGGUUUAAAAUCAACAAAUAUUGAUGUGCUAUGGAUAAUUAAACCUUUUAAAAUGUGAUAUUUCUCACAUGUAAAGUUUACAAAAUGUAAAAAUAUUUACCUAUUGUUAACAACCCACAUUUAUAUGGAAUAAGUUCAAUAUUUCGCACAUUGGUUUUAGAGGUUUUGAAAAAUUAAUAUUGAAGAGAUAAUUAAUAGCUAUUUUGAAUCUUAUGGUACAUAUUUUUAAGGUUAUAAAAUGAUAGAUUUUUUACGCAUUAAAAGUUUGGCAUAGAUUUAAAUAUAAAAUUAUGUAUAACUUCUUUACUAACCUUCUUAAUAUUAAGCGUUCAAAACCAUCUAUUAUUCAAAUAAAUAAACAUAUUUCCAACUAUUUUUCGUGAUAUUUUUUAAUUUUUAUUCCAAAAUCUAUAGUUUUACCUACCUUACGCCUAUAUCAAAGAAACUUCGUUGAGUGUAAACACACAAUAAUAAUAUUAAAUAUAUAGUUUUUUCUUAUUCAUAAGGUUUAUUUUUGCUUAACGCGGUUUGUUUGGUAAAGGCCAGAACGUGUUAAAAUAUAUUUUUUCCAUAAUUAUUGACUGAUGAAACAUUAUGUAUUAAGUUGUGUUUUUAUAGGUAGCUCUCUAAAAUAAAUACGCAUUGUUGCUAUGCUAUUUUAAUGUUAAAUGUAGCCAUGUUAUUUUUGGCCAAUGCACGAAAGAAAACAGUUGAAAAAAGGGAAAAAAUCUUCAAUAUUUUUGAAGUGAAUUAAGAUAAGAUUCCUUCACCUCCAAUUUAAAUCAUAAUAUGGACGUCGAAUUCCAUGAAAUUGGUUGUAAAUUAAAAAAAAGUGACAAAUAUUAUUGUUGACUUAAAGAAUUGGCCGAAAAUAACAGAGCUACUAGUAAAAAAAAUAAAACCUUUAUAAAUAGAAAUAUAUUUUAAGAGCGAACGAUGUUUAUAUUUUUAACGUGAACGUGUUGAAAUAAAAAUUAUAUUCCAUACAUUUUUAUAAUCGAAGGUGUUAGAUUAGGUUCGAGUAAGUUUUAUUGUAAAUUUUGUAAAGGUAACAUUGUACCCAUAGAUUAGAUUGCUUUUUGUAUAUUUUAUGAAAAGAUGCGGUACGAUUGAGACCAAUAAGUGAUAUGUUGAUACUGUUAUGUAAUUUGUGAAAAUAAAAAUAAAUGUCAUAUAUUAGGAA